AUUGCAAAACAGUGUAACCAUCAGGAGGGGAAUCUCCGUGACAGAUGUGGGAAAAUUUUUUCCAUAUGCACGCACUCGCACGAUUCUCUUCACUUCAAAAACACCUUUUUUGCCUGAACUAACCCUUCGAUUUCCUUUGGUGAGCGCUGCGGAAUGUGGAAAGAAUAACGCCGGUUGGCAGAUAUUUUUGAUAUUCAAGAAAGCACUUGAUUACAUUGUAGGUUAUACUGUAAAGUGAAGUGAAACCUUUGCGACAACUAGAGACGCGUUUUCAAUCGCAGAUGCAACAAUGAAGACUGCGCUUCUCAUAUUAAGCAUCUUCAUAUUCUCUCUUAAUUGUUUGGGUAAGAAGACUCGGUGGUGCACGGUGUCUGAGCCGGAGCAGAGGAAGUGCGCAGAGCUGGCCAAGGCCCUGGUGACCGUGCUGCCUCCUGCUGCAGUAUCAGCCUUUGCAAGACUCUCGUGCAUCCAGGCCUACAGUACGGCAGACUGCAUUAACAAGAUUCGGGCAAACCGUGCUGAUUGCAAUAACACUGAAUGCAGGGGAAGUGUACACUGCCGUCAUAGCCAGUUUGGCCUCACUGCUGUUGCAAAGGAGAUCUACAGUGAUGGUGGCUGUGUGCUUGCGGUGGCUGUGGUGAAGAACGGCAGUUUAGAUGUGCGCUCACUACAAGGCCAUCGCAGCUGUCACACUGGGGUCCGGUGGACUGCGGGUUGGAGUCUGCCUCUUGGGUUUCUGCUCUCCCGCAACUACCUGUCCUGGGCAGAAGAGCAGCCUCUCACCCAGGGUAAGUUGCCUUUUUUCAGUGCCAGCUGUAUCCCAGGGGCUGCAGCCAUAGCUCCCAGCCUGUGCACUCUGUGCCAGGGCCAGAAGUCCUACAUUCGUCAGCGUAACUUUCACUGUGAGACCUCCCACAACGAGCCCUUCUACAACAGCCAGGGAGCACUGAGGUGCCUCAAGACUGGCAAAGGGGAAGUUGCAUUUGUGGACCAUAUUGCCCUUGACAGUAUUGAAGAGUGGGAGAGGGAGGACUACAGGCUUCUCUGCACAGAUGGGUCACAUGCCAAUCUUAGUGAGUUCCAGAGAUGUAAUCUGGGACGAGGGCCUGGAGGAGCGGUUGUGACACGUGUCAACUACCGCAAGAUAGCUCGAAAGUUCCUGCAGGUAGCACAGAUGGCAUUUGGUCGCCGAGGGCGUGAUAGGCAGCGUUUCCAACUUUUUGAGUCUCACUCUUAUGGCUCCAGUGAUCUGCUGUUCCGAGAUAAGACAGAGAAGUUGGCUAUUCUCCCUGACAGUGACAUCAGUCAGGUCCUAGGGCUGGACUAUGUGGCUCUUCUGAAAGGGCUUGGACAUGAAGGGAGCUCCUUAGAAGACAGUGUCAUUCGCUGGUGCUGUAUCAGUGAGGCGGAGCAGAGGAAGUGUGAGCAGUGGGCCCUCAGUAUCAAGUCUGACCCACUGGUGUGUGUGAGGGCCUCCUCCAUGAGUAACUGCAUCAAGAUGAUCAAGAGAGAUGAAGUAGAUGCUGUAUCACUGGAUGCUACACAUGCCUUCAUUGCUGGAAAGUGCGGCUUAGUUCCUGUGGUUGCAGAAUAUUAUGGGGAAAAAUGUAUACCAACAGAGGCAGUAACAGAAGGAGCUGCCCAUUUUGAAAGUGAUGUGUUUCCAUCAGUGUUUGCGGUGGCAGUGGUACGGCGCUCCAGUAGGAAUGUGUUCUUUGGGAAUCUGGCUGGCCGACGUUCCUGCCAUGGCCACAUGUACAGCCCUGCAGGUUGGCUGAUGCCUGCCAGACACACCCUAAGCUCUCAAUACAACAGCAGCACCCACUGUGACCCAAGCAAAGUAUACAGUGAGGUCUUCUGGAAGGGAUGUCUGCCAGGUUCCCAGGGUAGUCUCUGUAAGGUGUGCAUUGGGGGAACUGCUGAAUCUGGAACAAAGCGCUGUAGUGACAACCACAACGAGCGUUACUAUGGGAAUAUGGGGGCACUGAGGUGUUUGGUAGGAGACCCCAGUGGGAAGACCUAUGGAGAUGUAGCAUUCCUGGAGCAACACAAUUUAGAGGACAACAUUAAGAGUCUGGGCUCUAGUGGCUGGGCAGAGGGCUGGCUAGCUUGGGAUUUUGAGCUGCUGUGUCAAGAUGGUCAACGGGCAUCCCUUUCCCAGUGGGAGAGCUGUCACCUUGGUGCCAUACCACCAAAUCUUGUCAUGACCCGCCCCAUACUCACCGCCCGUGUCUAUGAUUUUCUCAUGAAGUCACAGGAAACACUGGCAGCACACCCAGAUGAAUUCAAUCUCUUUCAGUCCCAACAAUAUGGCGAGAGUGAUCUACUUUUCAAAGAUGUCACACGGUGCUUUGUCCAUACAAGCCACCUGGACUAUCGAGCCAUCUUGGGAGAAGACUUCUACAGGACAGUGGAGACUAUCUUCAACUGUACACAGUCUGAAAUCUUGGAGUUCUGUACUCAGGAUGUAUGUACCAUAUUCUGAGCAUCUGUUACAAGUGGGAACACCAGAGAACCUAUAAGCCAGGCCUCAUUCCGCCUCUCCAUCUAUGAUAGCUACCACAUCCUGUCACAACAGUAUUAAGAAAUGACACGUUUACAUUCACUUUCACUUUCAUUCAUUUGGCAGAUACUUUUGUCCAAACUUCAGCUGCCAGUUAUGGCAAACAACAUACUGUAGAUUGCUAUCUUUGUUGUGCAAACAAAAAAAUGUCAGAACAGAGUAGAACACUAUAUUAAUGCAAAGCAAAUCAGAUUCAACAUAAGUGAAUGACAUUAGAUAUUAAGUACACAAAUAGUUGGCAAAUGGAUCUUACAAUUAAUGCAUAUUAUAAUUAAGGUGCCAGGGGUAUUUUAAUUUACUCUUUAUUUUUUGCCUUGUGCUCAUGCAUAUCUGGUUUCCUGAGGCAUUCUGCUCCAUUAAAUUUCAGUACCAUUACAAAUGCAGAACUGGGAGAAUACACUCCUCAUUCAAAUAAGUAGAUGGUAGCAAGUCAUAUAUUUGAUAAUGUUACAUUUUGGGACUGCCUGUAUAUAUUGUUCAGAGAACUAUUGAAACAGAAUGCCUGUUGUGACACUUUUAGUUAAAAAAGGGUAACAAAAUUGUGAUACUUUUAGUGAAAAUAGGGAAACAAAGUUUUAGUAUCUCAUCUCAGUAAAACAAGCUGACAGAUUCCUAAUAAAAUUAAGCAGCCAACAGGUGCACCUUAAAUUAUGUCCAGUGUUCUAUUUCACUUAAGGUGAAAUUAUGUAUAAUAUAAAUGUUUACUUCCAAGCACUUUGCAUGCUCAUAUUAUGUCUGUGUCCUAAAAUGACAGAAUAUGCUAGAAAAUGUUCUUUCCAUAAUGUCAUAUUUGUGAUUGACAUUUCUUCUUAUAAACAAUGGGUCAAUUUAAUGGAGAGAACUUUAUUUAAUAAAGAACUUUAUCAGCAAAUGUCAA
Molecule: messenger RNA, 3440 nt
Organism: Anguilla anguilla (European eel)
Lineage: Eukaryota; Metazoa; Chordata; Actinopteri; Anguilliformes; Anguillidae
Gene: sxph
Exons: 18
Coding region: 290-2485 (731 amino acids)
Biological process (GO): iron ion transport
Cellular component (GO): plasma membrane; early endosome; recycling endosome
Source: RefSeq, a predicted model, not a curated record